UGUAUAUAGAAUAUCCACUGUCCAGUAUGGCAUUCAGUUUUAAUUUUAACAUCUCACCGCAGCUUCAACAUGAUUGUGAUAAUGACACGCCAGGUGAUAAAUUAGAUAAAUUAGAAGAUGGGAAUCAGGACCAUGUGAAGAAGCUAAUGAAGCUUGAAACCAGCAGAUGUACUCCUAAGCAAGUAAAGGAAGCUCAAGAGCAUAAGCAUACACCAGAUCACCUUUCCCAUAUUGAGAACUCGGUUACUGAGACAAUAACAGUAGGAACACUACCACCUCUCAUUUACCUCAAUGAAUCUGUAGUUGAACAAACUGCCCCGGAGCGAGACGAUGCUGAGAAUAUACUGACUCAGACUGCCACUCAAAACUCUGACCUGAUAACCGGCGUGUAUGAGGGUGGCCUUAAAAUCUGGGAAGGCACCUAUGAUCUGCUUGAAUACGUCGAUGACGAGGGUGAGACGUUCUCUGGGAAGAGGGUUCUGGAUCUCGGCUGCGGAGCUGGACUGCUCGGUAUCCUGGCAUUAAAGAGAGGAGCCAGCAUGGUUCACUUCCAGGACUAUAACAGCACUGUGAUCGAGCAGCUGACCAUUCCAAAUGUGUUCCUCAACUGUGAGGAAGGGAGUGAUGAUGGUGAUAAGGCAGAAAAAGAUGGCAGCCCAGCACCUAAACGACAAGCUUUGGAUAAGUCACCGACAGAUCAUUGUCGCUUUUUCUCAGGGGACUGGACUUCCUUUCUCUCACUCGUGCAAAGUACUGAUCACAUGCUUAAAUAUGACCUCAUUUUUACAUCAGAAACCAUUUAUAAUACAGAAUACUACCCUUCACUUCAUGAUGUGUUUCAUAAAUUGCUUGCUGAGAAUGGAGUCAUCUAUUUGGCAACCAAAUCUCACUAUUUUGGGGUAGGGGGUGGACUUUAUUCGUUUGAGAAUUUUGUGAAAGAAAAAGACGUUUUCCAAAUAAAAUCUCUCAAGGAUCUGGAUCAGGGCCUUAAAAGGCAUAUUGUUUCAUUGCGGUUCAAGAAAUCCUCCUAAGAAGAAAAUGACUUCCCACUGCACUAUACACCGAUCAGCCAUAACAUUAAAACCACCUCCUUGUUUCUACACACA
Messenger RNA from Trichomycterus rosablanca, 1106 nucleotides. RefSeq names its product methyltransferase 18, RPL3 N3-histidine (gene mettl18). The transcript has 2 exons. The record is from RefSeq and is a predicted model, not a curated record. Bases 27 to 1031 code for a protein of 334 amino acids. Gene Ontology annotation, molecular function: protein-L-histidine N-tele-methyltransferase activity. Lineage: Eukaryota; Metazoa; Chordata; Actinopteri; Siluriformes; Trichomycteridae. Gene Ontology annotation, biological process: peptidyl-histidine methylation, to form tele-methylhistidine.